Aedes albopictus (Asian tiger mosquito) is the source of this 3798-nucleotide messenger RNA. It is a transcript of the gene tam, whose product is annotated as DNA polymerase subunit gamma-1, mitochondrial. NCBI's taxonomy places the organism in Eukaryota, Metazoa, Arthropoda, Insecta, Diptera, Culicidae. Gene Ontology annotation, cellular component: mitochondrion; gamma DNA polymerase complex. Gene Ontology annotation, molecular function: DNA binding; 3'-5' exonuclease activity; DNA-directed DNA polymerase activity. The transcript has 4 exons. Bases 147 to 3656 code for a protein of 1169 amino acids. Gene Ontology annotation, biological process: mitochondrial DNA replication. The record is from RefSeq and is a predicted model, not a curated record.
CAAGCGUGGGCGCCUGGCCUGGCGGUGUACACAAAAUACAGUUAGAACAUCCUGGCAGUGCGUGAAUUACCGGUAUCUUUACUCCGAAUACCGUUAGUUUGGCUAGAUUUUACCGCAGAUUAUGUCCAAAGAAUCACACCAGAACAAUGCAGCGCCACUUGCAUCAUCUUCGAAGGUUCUGCACGGAAAUCUUCCCUCGCAGCACCGUUCGCCGACUGAAGGUGCGUCCAUCGGAUUAUGAAAUUGGUGAUACUGGUGGAGAAGAAGCUGUGAAUGAGGGGCCAUUGGAAGCGGUUGUGGAGGAGCCGAUACCCGGAGAGGUACCAAAUGCAGCCCGACUGAAUGAGAUGAAUAUCCAGUUGCUGUCCAAGGGGUUGUACGAGCAGAUUUUCAGAAUUGGAUCGUCAAGCGGGAAGUCACAUUCGCUGCCGGCAGCUCAGAUUGAAGCACUGCGGAAGGAUCUAACACGGCACGGAAUUCCUUUCGCGAAUCCGGACGUCCUACCGGACGUUAAUCUUCGACUUCCGAAGCUAAAGGGUGCCAACAUUGAGGAACACUUUCUCCAAAUUGCACGCGAACAAAGUCAACUGUACAGGGAUCUGCUCCAGAUGCUGAUCAGUGGGAAGAUCCCGCCUCUGCCGAAAAAGUGGUCCGACCAGCCGGGUUGGACCGUUUAUGAUCCGGAGCGGGGAGCUGCUGCGGUUCCUUACCCGGACGAGCAGGCAUUUGUGUUUGAUGUGGAGGUGUGCGUUAAAGCUGGAGCGGCGCCGGUGAUGGCCACGGCUUUGAGUCCAACACGGUGGUAUUCGUGGGUCGGGACGAAUUUGAGCAGCCAGGUACCAUUCGGAGAGGGCCACCGCUAUCAGCUGCCGGAGCUGAUCCCGAUGGAAUCGAGCGACCGGGAUCGCCGAUCGGAUGUUCGCUUCCAGGUUCCAAAAGUCGUUGUAGGUCACAACGUAUCGUACGAUCGGGCUCGGAUCCGAGAGCAGUACUGGCUAGAGGGGACGGGACUUCGAUUCGUAGACACGAUGUCCUUGCACGUUUGCGUCAGCGGCGUGACCAGCUAUCAGAGGGCUAUGCUCAAAUCGAGCAAGGAGAUGCCCCUGGAGGAUCUGGGGUGGAGCAGUCAGAGUUCGCUGAAUAAUCUGGCGGAUGUGUAUCAGCUCUACUGCGGAGAGAAAUUGGACAAGGAGCAGCGGAAUAUCUUCCUGGAGGGAACGCUGGCCGAUGUGAGGGAGAACUUUCAGAGUUUGAUGAACUACUGCGCAGGGGACGUGAUGGCCACGAAGGGCGUGCUGGAAAAGUUGCUUCCAUUGUUCCUGGAGCGGUUUCCUCAUCCGGCCACGUUGGCCGGAAUGUUGGAAAUAGGGAAUGCUUAUCUGCCGGUCAACAGCAACUGGACCAGAUACAUUCAGGAGUCGGAUUUGGCGUACGAGGAUUUGGACAUUGAGGCGAAGCAUCUGUUGGCUCAGAGAGCGGAUGCAGCUUGUCGGCUGAUGCACGAGGACGAGUAUAAGAAAGAUCUGUGGCUGUGGGAUCAGGAUUGGAGCGUGCAGGAACUGAAAAUGAAGGCGGCCAAAAAGGUGUCGACUCGGAAGAAGAAAACUGAGCAGGAAGUUAAGGUGGAGGAGAAGGUAGUUCCGGUGAUUGAAGAGGAGGAUGAAGAUCCACUGGCGAAAAAGUUCGCUUAUCUCUACGAAACAAAGGAUCGGUUGCCGGUGAGACGACCACUGCUUCCGGGUUACCCGGCUUGGUAUCGGAGUCUGUGCUCGAAACCAACGGAAGACGAAUGGUCCCCGGGGCCGAACAGCAUCGGCACCGGAAUGCAGAUAGCUCCGAAGCUGCUGCGGCUGUGCUGGGAGGGCUAUCCGUUGCAUUUCAUCCGCGGUCAGGGUUGGGGCUUCUUGGUGCCGCACAAAUUCUGCCGCGAGGAAGACGCCGAAGAAGGAGGUAUGAUCCCGUUGGAACAGCUGGCCGCGGCAUGCCCGGUUCUGGAAAUUAAUCCGGAGGCAUCGACCGGCGAAAGUCAGGAAGCGCUCGGGAGUUUGUGGCGGGAUGUGGAGCAGAACAUCAGCCGGAAGGAUUACUACCGGAGGUUGCGGAAGGACAAGACGAACAACGCCUACAAGGGAACCGGGAUUUGGUGCAAUUUGGAUUUGGAGGAGUGCUGUUAUUUUCUGAAGCUACCCCACAAAGACGGACCUUCACAUAGAGUUGGCAAUCCGCUAUCGAAGGACUUCCUGAACAAGUUCUCGGAGAACGUGCUGGCUGGGGACGGGAAGACGGCCGAACGGGUUGUGGAAAUUGCCAAGAUGCUGUCCUACUGGAGGAACAACCGGGACCGGAUCAACGGACAGCUGGUGGUCUGGCUGGGAAAGGACUGUCUACCGAAACAUUUGCGAGACGAGGACAAAGACUUCGGUGCGAUAAUUCCGCAGGUUGUGGUCUGCGGAACGCUGACGCGGCGGGCGAUGGAACCAACCUGGAUGACGGCGAGCAACGCGCAGAGGGAACGCAUUGGAAGCGAGAUGCGUGCAAUGGUCCAAGCUCCGAAGGGGUACAAGAUGGUCGGCGCCGACGUAGACAGCCAGGAACUGUGGAUCGCCUCGGUAUUAGGAGAUGGCCAUGCGGCAGGGAUCCACGGGGCCACACCCUUAGGUUGGAUGACCCUGAGUGGAUCGAAAGCGGCCAAAACUGAUAUGCACAGUGUCACCGCGCAGGCCGUUGGAAUAUCCCGAGAUCACGCCAAGGUCAUAAACUACGCCAGAAUCUACGGAGCCGGACAGAACUUUGCCGAACGACUGCUGAAGCAGUUCAAUCCGACCUUCUCGGAAGCGGAAGCUCGCUCCAAAGCCAUGAAGAUGUUCGCCCUGACCAAGGGAAAGAAGUUCUACUACCUCAAGCCGGAGUUCCGGGAUGAGUUUCCGCACAAAGGCUACUCCGGCUACGAAGCCCUAAAGAUGGCCAAGGUUUGCAACAAGGCGGUGGACGAGCUGUUCGAGAAGGCUCGCUGGGAAGGCGGAACCGAAAGUGCCAUGUUCAACCGCUUGGAAGAGAUCGCUGGCUCCGAGGCGCCGGUCACCCCGUUCCUAGGGGGUCGACUGAGUCGAGCGUUGGAACCACAGGAGGGAACCGAGGAACGGUUCCUACCGACACGGAUCAACUGGGUUGUGCAGAGCGGAGCCGUGGACUUCCUCCACCUGAUGCUGGUCUCGAUGCGCUGGCUAAUGGGCAAUCGGAUUCGCUUCUGUUUGAGCUUUCACGACGAGGUCCGGUACCUGGUGGAGGACCGGUAUGCCCACCGAGCUGCGCUAGCCAUGCAUGUGACCAAUCUGCUGACACGAGCUUUCUGCGCUUCAAGACUGGGUCUCAAUGACCUGCCCCAAUCGGUGGCCUUCUUUUCUACGGUCGAGGUGGAUACCGUUCUGCGGAAGGAAUCGCACAUGGACUGCAAAACCCCUUCCAAUCCGCACGGGCUAGCCGUGGGGUAUGGCAUUCCCAAUGGGCAGUCGCUGGACAUCUACCAGCUGCUGGAAAAGCUUGGCCCGUCCGAAUCGGAUAUGACCCGAUGGGAGUGGCACCGGGGAAAAUCCGGAACCACGGCCCCAGGGCAACCAAAGAGAAAUGUUAAAGUUAUAAGGCGGAAGUCGAAGUAAACGUUAGUUGUUGCUUAGAAGUUAUCCAAAAACAAUGCUUCAGCUCCCUAAUUCUAAGAUUUCUGAGAAAAAAUCUUGAGAAUUUAGGAAUAUACUGGAAAAACUUGUAAGUGCUGAAAAACUUGCAGUGCUGAAAAGUUCA